Messenger RNA from Vollenhovia emeryi, 1946 nucleotides. It is a transcript of the gene eEF1delta, whose product is annotated as probable elongation factor 1-delta. The record is from RefSeq and is a predicted model, not a curated record. The transcript has 9 exons. Gene Ontology annotation, molecular function: guanyl-nucleotide exchange factor activity; translation elongation factor activity. Bases 200 to 1489 code for a protein of 429 amino acids. Gene Ontology annotation, biological process: translational elongation. Gene Ontology annotation, cellular component: cytosol; eukaryotic translation elongation factor 1 complex. NCBI's taxonomy places the organism in Eukaryota, Metazoa, Arthropoda, Insecta, Hymenoptera, Formicidae.
CUCACUCGAAGCUGUCGUAAGUCGCAACGUGGUAGGGAAGUGGGGGAACGUCGCACCGUCCUGCCUCCCUGUCUGUUGGCACGUUUCUUCUAGCACGUUCGGAAUUUCGGCCAUUGGACCACCGCUGAGCCAACUUCGGUAUUUGUCCGCUCAAGAAAUUGAUAGCAUUUUUGCUUCGUAAAAGUUUUACGCCGAAAAGAUGGCGACAAGGACCUCCAUGCUGACCAAAGAAAAGGUAUGGUUAGAAAAGCCAAUCUACGACAGGGCAGAACGGCACUAUUUUGAGCAUCUCGCCAAGCUUGGGACAUGUUUCAAGGUGGUGUCUCGUAAGAUCGCGGGAGGCUGCACGCUUAAGUCUGACAGUUCGAUAACUGACAAGUGCCAAGAUCUAAUCAGUACUAAUACGUUGAAAUCUAAGGCGGAAAAGUCGAAAGACAACAAGCUAGCUCACGAGUCGAAUGAAUCGAAUAUGAAACGUUCCAAGUGCCAAGGGAGAAACGCGAAGAUCAAUAAAGACGCCGCGGACGUGUGCAACAUGCAGAAUAAAGAGAACGCAAAGACGAGCGAGAAAUUCGAUAACGCUUCUCCGUGCGAGAAAUCGAAAAAGUAUAACGCGAAAGAGGCUAAAGAGAAAAGGAACAAGGAAGAUACGAGAAAUAAAAAUAGGGGAGGUGGAGGAAACGAUGUCGGGGGAAAUAAAGAAACUGCAGUGCCAUUCGCGAGGAAUAAAGAACAAUUGCCCGACCAGGGAACCCAACAGCCCAUUUGCCCAAUCUUGCCUGCUGUUGGAAAUUUGGCCAAUGAGGUUGCGAAGGCUCGGCAGCAUAUUAAACAAUCUUUACUGUGUAUGGAUGACAUUGCAAUAAUCGCUCAUAGCGCACAUCAAGAUGUUACACCUCGUGUUACAAAACUCGAACAGGAAAAUGCGACUCUGCGAUCUAUCAUUGAGGACCUGCAGAGUACCAUUGACAAAUUGGUGAAUGUUGUUGAAACUUUGGGAGGACGUGUGGCAAGCCUCGAAGCACGCGUACCUUACAUAGCAGUUUGUCCUGCUAAACCCGAGGGACCAAAGCAUGAGCAGAAGCAGAGCAAAGAAAAAGAUGAUGAAGAUGUUGAUCUGUUUGGUUCCGAUUCAGAGGGAGAAGAUGCAGAGGCUGCCAAAAUUAGGGAAGAACGACUUGCUGCGUAUGCUGCCAAGAAGUCUAAAAAGCCAACCAUAAUAGCUAAAUCAAGUAUCGUCCUGGACGUGAAACCGUGGGACGACGAGACUGAUAUGAAAGAAAUGGAAAAAGAGGUGCGGAAAAUCGAGAUUGAUGGUCUCCUUUGGGGUGCUUCUAAACUCGUGCCGCUUGCUUUUGGUAUUCACAAACUACAGAUUUCGUGCGUCGUGGAAGACGAUAAAGUGUCGGUAGAUUGGUUGACGGAACAGAUCCAAGACAAAGAGGAUUACGUGCAAAGCGUCGAUAUUGCAGCUUUCAACAAGGUGUAAAGAAACUAGAACUAAAUUAUAAAAAGUGCGCGGCAGUAUAGUCAAAAAUAAGCAUGGGUCUAUGUGCCAUUUCUACAUUCCGUUAGUAGUAUUUGUAAUCGAAAACUGUUUAUAUGCGCGUUUUGCCGCAUUAAGUCAAAAGAUAAAGAUAUUCUAAAACUAUUUGAUGUUACUACAAUCUGACUGUCUAGAAGCUUGCAAAAUAUGAAAAGCAGAUUCAACAGUAAAUUUAGCAGAUUUAGAUCAAUUAUCACGUAAUUAAGUCUAUUUGAUAUUAUUGACUCUCGUGGUAGUGUAAAUGUCAAAAUUUGUCUUUCUAUCUUUUAUUUAUAUAUAUAUAUAAUAUUUGAAUAAAUUGCAGCAGAUUGUUUUUACUAAAAGUAAAGUUAUCUUUUGCCAUUUUAUGUUCUCAUAUUGUUAUCUUGAAUAAAAAAAAACAUUUGGCCAAUGCAAUACA